CGGAGCUACCCAUGUGAAACGAGGAAGUGACAUUUCUCCCAUCUUUCGCAUUGCCAAGACUUAAGUGCGUUCAUUUAGUUCGCCGGCUUAGCGCAUAAUAACAUAUGGUUUAUUAAUCUUGACCGCAUUUUAAACUAGAUCCGCGUAUGAUUUUUCUCCUGUGUUUAAAAUCUUGACUGGAAGAAGGUUAUCCACACAUAUCAAGUAUACCUAUAGGAGCUUUCGUUGAACUUUGACUCGACGUUGCUACAAGUUGGCAACCCAUUCUAAGACCUCGGGGACACCAUCAUCAUCGCUCAGCGAAGGAGAAUAAUACAAGCUGCGUGCGAAGUAACAAAUAAUCAGCACACAAUGGGAGCCUUUCAGUCUGUGCCGAAUGAACACGACUUUCAGGAGCUGGCUGACAAGACAGGGUUUUCACUGGAACAGAUCAGGAAUCUUCACAAACGGUUCAAGCAGCUGAGUCACAAUGAGGACACACUACGAAGAGAGGACUUCAAUACCAUCUCAGACCUGUCCUGCAACCCAAUUCGGGCCCAAAUUAUUGAAGCAUUCUUUGACAAAAGGAACUUCCACCAGGACGCGGAGGGGUCCGUCCAGGAGAUCGGGUUUGAGGAGUUCCUCACGGUCAUGUCUCACUUCAGGCCACCGGAGCUGAACAUGACUGAGGAGCGGCGGGAAGCUGUGAGGAGGGAGAAACUGCGCUUCCUCUUCAAUAUGCACGACACUGACAAUGAUGGCACGAUCACCUUGGAGGAGUACAGGCAUGUCGUCGAGGAGCUUCUGUCUCGAAGUGGCACGAUCGAAAAGGAAACGGCCAAGGCCAUUGCAGACGCCGCCAUGUUGGAGGUUGCUAGCAUCACCAUGGGUCACAUGGAACCAGAUGAAUUCUAUGAGGGAAUCACCUUUGACCACUUUCUAAAGAUUCUGAACGGCGUUGAGAUCGAGUCAAAGAUGCACAUUCGCUUUCUGAACGUGGACACUACGACAAUGAGCUGUCAUAAAUGAAAGCUACUCCCUUUCAAAAAACGGCUGGCACCAAAGGUGCAUUUAGUACAACACUGGACUCUUCUGAGCUCUUCUCCAUUUACGUAAUGUAUAUGGAUGAGGAGGCGACAGAGUACUAUAGGUGGUGGUAUUUCAGACUGUUCAAAUCCUAGUCCUUUCUAAUCUUUCCUUAAUGAUUCUGAAACAUGGUGGCCUAAUACUAUUACAUAUGGCACACCAUAUGUAUAGUUUGACCUAUAUGCAAUACAAAGACAGUGUUGACCAAAUACAUCCAGUGACAAAUUAAUAGGCUGCUGUCACUAACUUACCCUCAUGCAAGAAUGCAGGAUCAGCUGAACAGCUGUGAACAUGUAAGCAUGCUGUGAUAGAAACACACCAUUUCCUUGACAAUUAUGCAAGAAUAAAGGAGCAGCUAUUUAAAUAUGCAGUUAUGCAAAAAGAGAAUACAUUUACCGACAUCUGUUAUGAGCUCGCGUGUCAGGAAUCUAGUCAGCCAUACCAUUUGUAACAUAUUAAGUCUGUCCACAAUAAUCUUCAAACCUGUCUCCUUAAAAAAAGAGACUUACUUUUACAGGGCACCUGUGUGCAGAUAUGACAUCACUGAUGUGAGGACACACCAACUGUGCACUGACUAGAGACUGAGUUUUGGUCCCAAGAUUCCUUGUGACAACAUUAACAUCGUGGUGUCGGAUCUCAAAGUGGUGGGGGAUUCGGCACAUGGUCUUGGAUGAGACCACAGUCUCAUGACUGUCUUCUUAAUUGCAGAGGCAUUACCGUGCUCAAGGUGAGAAGUAACACCACCACUAGCAGGAGCUACCACAUAGUGCUGCUUGGGUGAGGAAAAAUAUGUAGCCAAAAACGACCCAAAAAGAGCAGAAAAACAAACGGAGUCUCUGUGACCAAGCAAAGGAGUCGCUCUGAUGGAAUGGCCUCUAAAUUUAGCCUCCCUCUGGGAAUCUCAGAGUACAAGACAAACUGUUUGAAAUUUGCAGUGCUGCACAGGGGCCUGCUCCGGGUGGCCUGGAGGAAUUCACACGACCUGUGCGCAGAUCUAAGCAUUGGCAUGGGCACUUAGCAGAUACUUAUUUUGAACCAGAUACUGACUGUGAGACAGGAGACAUGAAAAAUACUGUCUUGACUGGAUCAUUUAGGGAAUCUUCUGCCGAGGGUGGGGCAUGCAGUCCCCUGCCUUCUUCCCACACUCUUCGACCAUGGUGACAGAAGGA
This is a messenger RNA of Megalops cyprinoides (Indo-Pacific tarpon), 2234 nucleotides long. RefSeq names its product tescalcin a (gene tesca). Bases 352 to 1008 code for a protein of 218 amino acids. Gene Ontology annotation, molecular function: calcium ion binding. NCBI's taxonomy places the organism in Eukaryota, Metazoa, Chordata, Actinopteri, Elopiformes, Megalopidae. The record is from RefSeq and is a predicted model, not a curated record. The transcript has 10 exons.